ACAGAAUAUUACAAAAAUUAAUAAAGCAUAGUUCAUUUGUUGAAAAGAAUUUAAACUCAUGUGUAUAUAGGACACUAGUCGCUGAUAGAGAAAACUAUUCACUGCCAAAUACGUUUUCGCAGUAUUUGUUGACAGUUAUUUGUCCUAUUUAAAUUGCAUACAAUAGAAAUGAAUUUUUUUAUAAUACAUCAAUUAUACCAUAUGGCCUGUAAGGAGAUUUGGCAGUAUAUUCGAAUACAUACUGGUUCAUAACAAGUGACAAUACGUCUUUCAAUACCAAGAUUCGAGAUAACUAGACAGAAGAUUUAUUAUACUAACAAUAGGAGUGAUUGAAAAUUAAUUAAUUACAAGAUGGAUGAAAUAAAAAGUAUUGUACGUUCAACAAUUCUAACAACAAAAGGUGGCAUAUCAUUGGAGAAUUUAAACCAAAAUUAUCGAGCACUUGAAGGUACUAACAUUCCUUUUAGAAAAUAUGGCUUUUCAUCGCUUAAAGAAUUUGUUCAAAGCAUUCCAAAAUUACGAAUGUAUGAUAGAGCUGGAUCUACAUACGUAGAAGUAAUUCCAAAUGAAGACACAAUUCAUCUUUCACAAAUGAUUAAUAAACAGAAACCUAGAAAACUUAAUAGGAAAGCAGCACCAUUGAGUAAACCAAGACGAAUGGUGGCAUCAACAUCAUCAAGGCAACGAAAUAAUUAUUCAUCUGCUUCCAAUAAUAAUAAUAAUAAUAGGACCGAUCAAAGACAUAACUAUUUUGGGAAUAAUUCACUUUCAAAAUCACAAUAUACAACACCAAUUGUCAAUAAAAAUACAUCGAAUUUAGAGAGACAUUCAGGACCAGCAUUAAACAAAAAUGUACAGUCUUAUACAAAAGUUGAUUCAUCACAACAAAAUUAUUCAUCAUCACCGGUUAUAAAUUAUCCGGCAUCAAAUCCUGCAAAUAAUAAUUCGAAUUCACGUCCUCAAUUAAGUGAUAGAUUGAUGGUAAAAUCUCCAAGAGUAUCUAAGAAUGUUGAAGAAAAUAAUUCUCGUGUUGAGAAUAGAGUCACUUUUGCAGCUGAUACAAAAUUCAUCCACCUUCCACCAUCAUCAUCAUCAUCAUCGUCAUCAUCAUCAUCAUCAUCAGUGCCAUUACCACGUCAAAAAGAUGAUAAUUAUAGUAAUAAUAAAAAUAAUAUUGAUAAUGGAUACUCUUCCCCAAAAUCAAUACUUAAAAUCGAACAAAUAGAUAGUAUACAAGAUUCUAGAGCAAAAUUACGAUUAUUGGUAGAGAAAUUAAAUAUGCCAAAACCUGAAUAUAUUAAAAUAGAUUGCAAUAAAAAAGGUAUUUUCUGUCAAGUAAGUAUUGGAAAAAAUAAAUGGAUUAGUUAUCCUCGUGAGGCAAAGAGUGAAGUAGAAGCUGAAAUAUUAGCUGCAGAACAAGCUGUAGUAGAACUUUAUACUCAAUAUAAAAAAUUACAUCAAGGAAAGAUUACAACUGAUCAAGAAUUAAUUAAACAACGACUGAUUGAAAUAAUAAAUAUUCACAAAAAUGGAAUAUUUGUUGAACAACUUCCGUUUUAUUAUAAAGAUAAAUAUAAUGAAGCCCUUCCAGAUAAUUGGGUUAGUAUUGCUGAAAAAUGCCCAACAGAAUUAGCUUUUGAUAAUGGUGUUGCCAAUUCGACUAUUUUAGUGCCAUAUAAUCCUAAAAUUUCUCAGAUGAGUCUAACAGCAAACGUUGAUUCAAAAGCAGUGAUGAAAAAAUUAGUUCUUCCAACUGAUAUUGACUGGCCUAUUUAUAUUAAGAAUUUUAUACAUAUUAAUGAAAUUUGGGGUGUUAUUAUUGGUGAAAAUUAUAGUGACGAAGAUUAUGCUAUGUCAAUUGAGAUGGUUAAAUUUUAUCAAACUUAUAAUGAACGUGCCAAAAAAAUUGAACUAAAUAAUUAUUACGUGAUAAAAACUGAAGAUGGAUGUCAUCGUGUUAGAGUUAAUGCCAUUGAUGAUUCCACAAAAACAGCUGAAAUAUUUUUUAUUGAUUUUGGUGAUUAUGAAGUUGUUUCUUACAAUCAAUUAUAUAUACUCGAUAAACGUUUUUAUAAAGUACCUCCACAAGCAAUAAGAUUUUCCUUGACUGAUUUAGAAGAAUUCGAGGAUGUACAAAGAAUUAAAAUUAUAGCUAAUGAUUUGCUUCAAGAUUUAUUAUGUUACUGUAGAGUAACUAAUAAAAAAGAAAUUAAUGGAGAAUUAAUAGUAAGUGGUACUCUUUAUGAUACUAGUGGUGAUGAAGAAGUUAAUAUGAAUGAAGCAAUAUCACAAAGUUUAUGGAACAGUUUGGAGUUACCUGAGCUUAAUGAAAAAGAAAAAAUUUGUGAAGUUUUUCUUUCACAUAUUGAAUUGAAUCAAUAUAUAUAUAUUCAUAUUAACAAUGAAAGUCUUAAAGUUAUGAAUAUUUUAUUAAAUAAAUUAAUGAAUCGCAGUGAGGCCAUUCAAAUGUGUGCUAUUCAUAAUAUUAAUUAUUCAAAAAUUUAUUUAGUACAACGUUCUGAUGGCCAAUGGUUACGUGUCAAAAUUGUUAGCCAAGAAAAUGAAACUUCUGUUAAAGUAUUAUUGAUAGAUUAUGGCCAAACUAUGACUGUUAAUCACACUAAAUUAUAUCAACUACCAGCCACUUCAGUAUCAUUAGAAAAAUAUCCAGCUUUGGCCUAUAAAGUUCAGCUUAAUAAUCCUAAAAAUUUGAUAUUAACUGAAUUAAUGGUAGAACGUUUGAAGGAAUUAGCACCACCAACUGAAAAAUUAGUCUGCAAAGUCAUAGAAACUUAUCCAAAGUCAUCUGAACCUAUUGUAGAAUUGUUUAAACGAAACCAACUGGAUAAUGUUCUUAUUUCUAUUAACAAUACUUUAUUUAUUGGAUCCGAAAUUGACAUGAUUAAUGAAAAUAAUAAUAAUAUUAAAAUAAAAAAACGAUUAGAAAAAAAUUCUCCUCGACUGACAAAUAUGAAAAAAGAUAAUGGACUUGGUUUAUUAAGUAAACCAUUGAUUCCAGAUAUCGGAGAACCAUUUGACGUUCACGUAACAAGUCUCGUGUCUAAUCCUUAUCAUUUUAUUGUACAACCAUAUGAUUCUUCGGGAUUAUUGUCAGUAAUGAUGAGGCAGCUAGCCGAGUAUUGUGAUAAAUAUAAUGGACCUAAAUUAUCAGAGCAAUCAUUGGCACAAGGAACAUUGUGUGCUGCUAAACACAUGAAUCAGUGGCAUAGAGCUUAUAUUAUGGGAACAAUUCUAGAUCAAGUCGUUAUUUAUUUAUGUGACACCGGAGAAAUGACCACUAUAUUUAAUGAUUUGGUAUUGCCUCUAGAUAAAAUGUUUUUAAGACUUCCUUAUCAAGCUAUUAAAGCUAAACUAUACGGUGUAAAACCAAUUUUAACAGACGAUUGGAGUCCACUUGUUAGCAAUCGUUUCAAGAAUUUAGUUGCUGAGAAAGAUUUUGUUUCAAUAAUACGAAACAUAGAAAGAGACGAAAAUCCACCUACAAAAUUAAUCAUUACUCUUGAACUUAUUGAUACUUCAACGGAGAAAGACAUUCAAAUUCAUCAAGUAUUAAUUGAAGAGAAUAAAGCAAAAGAGUUAGUGACGAUGAAAAAUGUUUAACUAUUUAUUAUAUAUUAUUUUGUUUGCAGUUAUAUUUAGUAACACAUAUUAUUUUUUGUGUCAUUUCAAUUUUACCUCAACUGAAGGUUAAUAGAGGUACUAUUUUUCUGUGUAGAGAAUGAAAAAAAAAAAAUUUGACGCGCACGCGUAUAAAUGAAUGCAAAAAUGCUUUUUGCUAAUCAGUAAAGAGUAUGAAAAUUAAAAAAAAUUUAAUAAAAUAAUUCGCAUAAAUAUUUUAUUAUAUAUUAGUAUUUUUUACGUUCAUAUUUUUCAGUUAUUCAUAACAAGAAGUUACAUGAUUAUAUUUUAUUAAACUAUUAAUGCUAAAUAAGCAUUAAAUUGAUAAAAAAAUUUAUUUUUUAAAAGCAAAUUAUUCUAAUAAUAACAAUAAUAAUUAAUAAGAUGUCAUUUAAUUCCUAACAUAAAAGCAAUAUGAGGUUAAACCUCUGGCUGUGGUUAGAUGAUUCAAUUAUUUGUUGAAUAUAUCAUAAUAAAUAUAUAUCUAUAUUAAUAUACUAAGUUUAACGUUUAAUAUUUAUUAUUCAAUUAAUAACUAAUGAAAGAAAAAAGUUUAAAAAAAUUAACUAUUUAUAUUGUUUACUUCAAUUAAUAUGUUUAAAUUUAUAUGACCAAUAAUUACUAUUGAAGAACGAAAUAACAGCUAAAUAUUAGUAAUUAACAGUAUUAAAAUAACUUGUAAUAGACUUGAGAUUAUUUGUAGGAGUGGUGGUUUAUACAGAAGGUACUACUAAUAUUUAAGUUAUAAAUUUAUGUAUUUUAUAUAACAUAUUUCACGUUUAAAUAUAUCUAUAUAAAAUGCAUAAUAAUAA
This is a messenger RNA of Chelonus insularis, 4451 nucleotides long. It is a transcript of the gene tapas, whose product is annotated as tudor domain-containing protein 7B. Bases 352 to 3621 code for a protein of 1089 amino acids. The transcript has 5 exons. Gene Ontology annotation, biological process: spermatogenesis; piRNA processing; P granule organization. The record is from RefSeq and is a predicted model, not a curated record. Lineage: Eukaryota; Metazoa; Arthropoda; Insecta; Hymenoptera; Braconidae. Gene Ontology annotation, cellular component: P granule.